GUGACCUCUCUCACUUCCUCUCGCAGCCUGGAGUAGUCUCGACCGGGCUGUCAAAGCGCGAGCGAUCUGGCGGAACCAAACGGCGGCUCGUCGCUGUGUUUACACCCGGGCGCCGAACUCCCACAACACCGCAGGGUCGCGACAACCUCCCCGGGGGCGGGGAUGAGCGGGGACAUGGACGAGCAACGCGGGCCGGUGCUGCACAUCGUGGUGGUCGGCUUCCACCAUAAGAAAGGCUGCCAGGUGGAGUUUUCCUACCCGCCGCUGAUGCCGCACGAAGGUCACGACAGCAACACGCUGCCCGAGGAGUGGAAGUACCUUCCUUUCCUGGCUCUUCCAGACGGAGCUCACAACUACCAGGAAGACACGGUCUACUUCCACCUGCCCCCCCGAGGCGGAGACGGCAAGUGCGUCUACGGCGUGUCCUGCUACCGGCAGAUUGAGGCGAAGGCUCUGAAGGUGCGACAGGCGGACGUCACGCGGGAGACGGUGCAGAAGAGCGUCUGCGUGCUGAGCCGUGUGCCUCUCUACGGUCUCCUCCAAGCCAAGCUGCAGCUCAUCACACACGCCUACUUCGAGGAGAAAGACUUCUCCCAGAUCUCCAUCCUGAAGGACCUGUACGAGCACAUGAACGGCUCCCUCAGGGGUUCGGCUCUGGAAGGCUCCCAGGUGUUCCUCGGUUUGUCCCCGCGAGACCUCAUCCUGCACUUUAGACACAAGGUCCUCAUCCUCUUCAAGCUCAUCCUGCUGGAGAAGAAGGUGCUCUUCUACCUGUCCCCCGUCAGCAGGCUGGUGGGAACGCUGAUGACCGUCCUGUCCCUGUUCCCAGGUGUGAUCGAGCACGGCCUGGUGGACUCGUCUCACUACAGACCCAAGAGCAGCACGUCCGAGGACCUGCUGGACAGCGUCCCCGGGGCCGAGGGCUUCGUCUCCGUGUCGGCCAGCGACGUCCCGCCGCCGUCUUCGCCCUCCAGGGGCGGCGCCGGCGACGACAACAACCACCUGAAGCCGCCGUCCCGCACGUCCCCGGAGUCCUCCGAGAGCGACUGGGAGACCCUGGACCCCGGCGUGUUGGAGGAAGGGCCCAAGGACGAGGGGAAGGAGGCGGCGCCGGACGCCUUCGAGUCCAAGCCGACCACGCCCAUCACGGCGCAGCCCAUCGGCGGGCAGGGAGGGGUGACGCAGGGGCUGGUGUCGGGUCUGGAGGAGGACCAGUACGGACUGCCGCUCGCCAUUUUCACCAAAGGUUACUUGUGUCUGCCCUACAUGGCGCUGCAGCAGCACCACCUCCUGCUGGACGUGGCGGUGCGCGGCUUCGUUGCCGGGGCGACCAACAUCCUCUUCCGCCAGCAGAGGCACCUCAGCGACGCCGUCAUCGAGGUGGAGGAUGCGGCGGUCAACAUCCAGGACGCCGAGCUGCGCAAGACCCUCAGCCUGACCACGGCAGACCUGCGCUUCGCCGACUACCUGGUCAAGCACGUGAUGGAGAACCGCGACGACGUCUUCCUGGACGGCACAGGCUGGGAGGGCGGGGACGAGUGGAUCCGGGCGCAGUUCACGCUCUACAUCCACGCCCUGCUGGCGUCCUCCCUGCAGCAAGAUAACGAGAGGCUGCUGGCGGAUUACGGCGCUCCCUUCAUCACCGCCUGGAAGAUCACACACAACUACCGCCUGUGGCACAGCAACGCGCACCCCGCCAUGGCCGCCGUCACCCCGGGACAUCCCUUCCAGGGACAGUACAGCGUGGCCGAUGUCAAACUUCGACUGUCGCACUCGGUGAACAGCAGCGAGCGAGGGAAGAAGCUGGGGAACGCCAUGAUGACCACCAGCAGGAGCGUGGUGCAGACCAGCAAGGCCGUGGGUCAGUCGGUGGGCGGAGCCUUGACCAGCGCCAAGUCGGCCAUGUCCUCCUGGUUCUCCACCCUGGCCCAGCCCGCCGCCGGGUCCCGGCCGGGCGAGCCCGAGCUCGAGCCCGCCGCGGAAGUCAAACCCUGACCAUGUCCUGCUUCCUCCUUGGCUGUAAGUGGGCGGAGCUAGCGCAAAGCCAACGUCAUGAAGGGCGGGGCAAAAGUUGGUUCCCUCCUCACACACACACACACACACACACCAAGCUGGUCCACCUCCUGACAGGAAGGUGGCGCCGACGAGUACUUCCUGUAAGACACUGAAGAUGCUGUAGUGUUCACAACCCCGGUGAGCCUCUGUCACAACAUUGUGGUUACCGUGGUAACAGCGCAAACACAAAAGCGUUCUCUUCACUGCGGUUAAAAACUAUUCAUCCAAAAACAUUGUCAAGAUAAAGCAGCAGAAAACAUCGGUAGAGCGGCCGUGCCAUCAACCUGAGGGUUCCAGGUUCGAUCCCCGCUUCCGCCAUCCUAGUCACUGCCGUUGUGUCCUUGGGCAAGACACUUUACCCACCUGCUACCAGUGCCACCCACACUGCUUUAAAUGUAACUUAGAUAAUGGGUGUCACUAUGUAAAAGUGCUUUGAGUCACUAGAGAAAAGCGCUAUAUAAAUAUAAUUCACUUCACAUUUUAAAAGAUAUUAUAUUUGGAAACUCAGUUUAAACAUUAGCUUAAAUUAGCACAGUGCUUCCCAAAUAG
Messenger RNA from Entelurus aequoreus (snake pipefish), 2604 nucleotides. It is a transcript of the gene avl9, whose product is annotated as AVL9 homolog (S. cerevisiase). The record is from RefSeq and is a predicted model, not a curated record. The transcript is spliced from 16 exons. NCBI's taxonomy places the organism in Eukaryota, Metazoa, Chordata, Actinopteri, Syngnathiformes, Syngnathidae. The coding region runs from base 163 to 1995 and encodes 610 amino acids. Gene Ontology annotation, cellular component: cytoplasm.